Capsicum annuum is the source of this 2534-nucleotide messenger RNA. RefSeq names its product heavy metal-associated isoprenylated plant protein 33. The transcript has 3 exons. The record is from RefSeq and is a predicted model, not a curated record. The coding region runs from base 464 to 2149 and encodes 561 amino acids. Gene Ontology annotation, molecular function: metal ion binding. NCBI's taxonomy places the organism in Eukaryota, Viridiplantae, Streptophyta, Magnoliopsida, Solanales, Solanaceae.
UAAUAAGCAUUAAGUAAAGUAGUGUAAGUGAAAACAUUUAUAGGCCACCCCUCCUCUUUUCUCUCUCACUCUUUGUGCAAGUUCUGCUCUUCAUUGAGUGUUAGCUCUCUUUCUCUUUCUCUCUUUUAACUCUGAAAUAGAGGAAAGCAGAGAAGUUAUAAUGUCUUCUACCCACCACCCCUGAAACACCUUCUCUUUUUUCUUUUCCUUCUUUCGUUUUGCCCAAGCCUAUUUUUGUUUUUCUCUUUACAUUUUGCUCUUUGUGUCUGUUUGGAAGAACCCCAUUUGAGGAAAGAAAGAAUGGAGAAAGAGGGUGUUUGAGUUCUAGUGUGUGUGUGUGUUAAUUCACCAUUUCUGUGUUGAUUUUUAGCUGUUUUUGCUUUUUUGCUAGAUCUAUUAGACAAGAAAAUACUCUUCUCCUCAUUUUCAAGAUUACCCCUUUUUAUUCCAUUAGCUUGGAGAUAUGAGUAAAGAAGAGUUCUUGAAGAUCCAGACUUGUGUCCUUAAAGUCAAUAUACACUGUGAUGGGUGUAAGCAGAAAGUCAAGAAAAUCUUGCAAAAGAUUGAAGGGGUUUAUAAGACAAGCAUAGAUUCAGAACAAGGAAAAGUGACCGUUUCUGGAAAUGUAGACCCUGCUACAUUGAUCAAGAAACUAGCCAAGAGUGGGAAACAUGCACAGGUUUGGGGUGCCCCCAAGGCGGCCUCUAACAACAACCAACAAAAUCAGCUUAAUAAUCAGUUCAAGAACAUGCAACUUGAUGGUGGCGGUAAAGGAGGUGGCAAUAACAAGGGACCAGGCCAAGGUCUAGUUCAGAAAGGUGGGAACAAUCAGUCAAAAGGUGGAGGUGGCGGUGGAGGAGGAGCUCAAAUGCCAAACCAGCAGCAAAUGCAGCAGUUUCAGGGGUUACAAGAUCUGAAGCUGCCCCCACAAUUCAAGGACCUGAAACUUCCCCCUAUGGGCAAAGAUCAGAACCAAAAGGCUGUCAAGUUUGCUGCUUUGCCUGCGGAUGACUAUGUGACCGACGAUGAGGAUGAUGAAGAUGAUUUUGAUGAGGAUGAUGAUGAUGAUGAAUUUGAUGAGGAUGAGUUUGACGAUGAAAUGGAUGAUAUCCCUAUGAAUAAGAUGAAGGCUAUGAUGGGCGCUAAUCCUGGCGGUGCUCAGAUGAAGCUGCCUAUGAUGGGUGGUAAUGGAGGAGGAGCUCAAAUGAAGCCGAUGAUGGGUUGUAAUCCUGGAGCUCAGAUGAAGCCAAUGAUGGGUGGUAAUGGAGGAGGAGGUCAGAUGCCUAAUAUGAUGAUGAAUGGUCUUAUGAAUGGGCAGCACCCUCAGCUUAUGAAGGGUGGAAACGGAGGUAACAAUGGUGGCAAUGCCGGUGGUAAUGGGAAAAAAGGUGGUGGUAAUGGUGGUGGAAACAUCCCUGUACAGAUUAACAUGGGUGGAAAUAAUGGUGGUAAGAAAGGUGGCGGUAAUGGAAAUGGGGGAAAUCAAAAUCAAGGCGGAGGAUCCGCUCAAAAGGGUGGCAAGAAUGGUGGAGGGCAGCCAAAUGCCGGUGGCGGUGGCCAGAACAAGAAUGGUGGUGGCCAUCCUAACAUGAAUGGUAAUGGGGCCAAGAAAGGAGGUGGAGGAAAUGAUGGGAUGCAAGGCAUGCCAAACAGGAUGAUGGCUAUGAGUGCAGGUGGAAACAUGGGCCAGUUGGGGAACAUGACUAAUCCAAUGGGCCAGAUGGGCCAAAUGGGUGGUCCUCCAGCAGGGCAAAUGGGUAAUCCGAUGGGCCAAAUGGGCAAUCCGAUGGGCAACCCUAUGGGCCAGAUGAGCAGUGUUCCGGCAGUCCAAGGCCUACCGGCAGGGGCGGCAAUGGGUGGUGGUGGUGGUAAUGGUGGUGGCUACCUCCAAGGAGCUGGUCCUGAGGUUAUGGCUGGCAAUCCUUACUACCACCAGCAGCAGCAACAAAUGGCAGCUAUGAUGAUGCAGCAGCAGCGUGCCAAUGGGAACGAAAGGUUUCAACCAAUGAUGUACGCUCGGCCACCACCAGCUGUGAAUUACAUGCCACCGCCUUACAACCCGUAUUACUACGGUCCUCCACCACCGCCAAGUGAUAACUACAGCACCUUCUUCAGUGAUGAAAACACCAACAGCUGCAGGGUCAUGUGAGAGGCUCUUGAGAUUUUGCUAAAACAAAGAGGAGAAUGGAUGGUGGCUGGCUGCAUUCAACAUAGUCUACUAAUGACUUUCUUAGUCUUUAAUGCCAUAGUAUACAAAGGAGAUGAAUUUUCCUUUUGAACCUUACCUUAGCUUUGCUUUACUUUUUAUUUUCCUAAGUUCCUUUGUUAAUCCUAAGAUUAGAUUAGGGGUUCCAUGAUAGGUUUUAAUGGUAUAUGAAGUCUUUAAUUAGGAAAGAGGGAGGAGGGACAUGAAUGUUGUAAGUUAAGGCUUAUCGUUAGUCUUGGUCUCUUAAGGAAGAUGAUGUUUGUAUAUGUUUUAUAUAUCUUUGAAGAGCAAAGGAAAUAAAAUUGGAAGAAAAUCUUAUCUUUUUUAA